UGUAUUGUUUUGGCUUUAAACUUAAUAAGUUAUGUGAUUUAAAAUUUUAAUUAAUGAAUGUUAUUAUCCAGGCCUUUUUUCCAUAUUGUCCACCUUAUCAAGACCACGGGAUGUCCCAAUUUUUAAUAGGAUGGGACAACUUUUAGGAUGAGACGGGAUGAAAUACGAGACAAAAUUUAGUCCUGUGGACGGGACAUGGGAUAGGGGUGUCCCGAUCUCAUCCCAUCCCCUCCCCAUGAACACCCCUACUUAAAUCUUCACUUAAAAUGUUAGAAACCACAUAAUGAGAUUAGAGGGUCCUAAUAACCACAUGAUAAUCUAAAAUGCAUGCAGGCAUGCUAUAAAGGUAGUUAAAUAGGAAGAAUAAAGAUUAAGAAUAAUAACAACAUAAUGAUUACUUCAAAAUACAAAUUAUGUGAGUAAUUAUAUCUGUAAACACUAGCCUUACAUCCUCCUUAUUUCUCUUAUUGAACCCAUAGGCUGUCACAGUUAAACAUGAUCUGUCUAUGUGAUUAAACCUCACCAAGCUCACUAGUGACAAGAUGCAACCCUACCAAAGGUGCAAAGCUCAACACUAAAUCAUAGGUUCCCCCUCCUCCAUAACCUAGAGAGGUGUCACAUGUCCCAAGGGCUAACUCUAAUCCCGCCCAAAGGAAGGAGAAAUACCAAGGGCCUUAAGAAUGUAACCCAACCACUAGGCAUCUCAUGGUAAAGACUAGGUGGUCAAAUAUAAUACAUCUUAAUACUUCUAUAUCCACAACAACAACCUCUACCAACCACUACUCAACUCAUACUAGUCAACCUAUUCAAUCCAUGAUAAUGAAAUAUAACUUUACAUCAUUCAUCAAGCUUUACUAUACCAAAAUAUAAAUAUACCCAUAUAAAGAAAUCAAUAUAGCACAUCAUUCCACUUAAUAGGUUAUCAAGUCAAAAAUUCAUAUUAUAUAUGAUUUACACGUUAAAAAUGCAACACUAAAACAAACCAAGCAAGAAAAGUAAAUUAAGCGUGGUUACCUCUUAUCGUGUUAAAAUAACUAAUGUUACCCUACGGGUUUUUCAACGGAAGAACGGCAACUACCGAGAUGAAUAUAUAAAACCAUAUGAUGGGAUUUUGCCUUUUCAUCUCUCGUCCGCAAAUGGAUGACCAUUCAACAUGCCUCAACCAUGAUUGGACACAACUUGAGACGCUAAUCUCUCUUCUCUGUCUCAGCCCGCACACAGACCUGGUCCUGCAUAGUCGUAUCCGCUAGUGGUUGAGACCAGAACCUUGAAUCCUCAAAAAUAACUUGACACCAUGAUCUCCCACCUAUUAGGAUCUAUCAUGAUCCUUAAUAAAAUCCCCAAAUCAACUCUAAUGACUCUAUAAACUCAAUUAUGAAACUAGCAUGUUACAUAAUGUCGCUUGGUUCGAGUAUAUACUGACGCUUAUUAUUCCUUCAUAUUGAUAGUUUGCCUUUUCUUUUUACAGUCUUUAGGGGUAAGGGAAUGAAUGGAGUUGAGCGCUAUAAUAAAAGCGUUGUUUUCUUCAUUGAGUGGUCACGCAUCAAAGUUUCUUCCACGAAUAAUAAAGGAACAGCUUUGUUAUUUUUUCUCUGAGUCUAUUUUUGAUGAGCUAGAGCAAUCUGUUAAACGUCUCCGAGAGAGAACAAAGAGGGUGCAACGUCGCGCUGAUGACGAAUCACGAAAUGGCAAAGAAAUUGCAGCUGAUGUUUUACAAUGGUUAAAAGAUGUGAAUGACAUAAUUUCCAAAAAUGAUAAGUUCCAGAAAGAUAAAGACCUUCCAUAUACAGUGUAUUCCAAAGGUUUCUUGCCUAAACCUGGGCUAAGGUGUCGUUUGAGUAGAACGGCUUCUAGACUUGCCAGGAAAGUCGACAAUCUUUACCAAAGGUCAACCUUUGAAGGAGUUUCCUAUGGCCUGCAGCAUUUGUCGAUAGAUUUUAUCUUGUCAGACAUUGAUUUUGAAAGUUUUAAGUCCAGAGAUGAAGUCACAGAGAAAAUUAAUGAGAUGUUGAAAAAUUCUACCAUUAGAAUGAUUGGGGUCCAUGGACCAGGAGGGGUGGGUAAAACCACUCUAGUUAAAGAGAUGGCUAGCAGAGCUCAAGGAGAUAAGGUGUUCGAUGUUGUUGUCUUUGUAAGUGUGACAAAAGAUCCAGAUAUUAAGAAAAUUCAAGGCCUACUAGCUGAUCAGCUAGGUGCGAGAUUGGAUGACGAAAGUGAGAUUGGUAGAGCAAGUCGUUUAAGAGAUACAUUUAAGAAGGAUAGGAGGAAUACUCUAGUGGUUCUUGAUGAUCUAUGGGCUGGAUUGGACUUGAAUAUGCUGGGGAUACCUAUAGAAGAUGUCAAUCUUAGCCUUAAUACUAGUGAAGAUAUUAUCACGAGUAAAAUAUCUACAGAAAUAACAAGUGAUGGUAAUGUUCCAAAAAAGAAACAAGCAACCGGUACUAUCAAAACUAAAAAAGUGAUUGAUGAUGCCAAAUUGUUCAAAAUUGUGCUAACUUCAAGAAGUAGAGAGGUAUUACAUAAUAAAAUGGAUGUGAAAGAAAGCUCAUGUUUCUCCAUAGAAGGCUUAGAUGAUAAAGAAGCAGAGUUUCUACUGAAGAAGGUGGCGAGAGUAGCCGAUAAAACUCCCAAGUUAGGUCAAUUGGCAAUUAAAAUUUCCAAGAAAUGUGGCGGGUUACCUAUAGUUGUCGUCACUAUUGGAAGGACACUAAGAAACAAGAACUACUCAGAUUGGAAUGACACGCUUAGACAACUUGAAAAGCAAGAAUUUACAGAGGUGGUUGAAUCUGUGGAAUUCUCUACAAAAUUGAGCUUUAAUCAUCUAGAAAGUGAAGAGCUCAAGUCUAUUUUCUUGCUUUGUGCUCAAUUGGGUUAUCAUCCAUUAAUUAUGGACUUGGUGAAGUAUUGCAUUGGUUUGGACAUAUUUGAUGGAUUCCUUACAAUCAAGGAAAUUCGUGAAAGAAUACUCAGAUUGAUAGAGAAGUUAAAAGAUUCAAGUUUAUUAUUGAAUAGUUAUUCUAGCGAUUCUUUUAACAUGCAUGAUAUGAUUCGCGAUGUUGCCUUAUCAAUAGCAUCCAAGGAGCGGCAUUUGUUUACUAGGCGAAAUGAGGAAUUGUAUGAGUGGCCUCAUAAAAAUGAAUUUAGGAUGCACAGUGCUAUAUCUGUACACAACUGUGAUAUCAAAGAAAAACUUCCAAAUUUUGCAAGUUGUCCUAAACUCAAAAUUUUCCAUGUUGAUAGUCUUGAUCAUUCUUUUAAUAUACCAGAAAGUUUUUUUAGAGGGAUGAGAGAACUCAGAGCAUUGAUUUUGACUGAUAUUGAUUUGUCAAAGUUUCUUACUGCAAUUGGAUGCCUAAAAAACUUGAGAAUGCUUUGUUUAGAACGAUGCGAGUUAGGUGACAUAUCCUUUAUAGGAGAGCUAGAGAAGCUAAGGAUUGUUAGCCUUUCUGGAUCUAAAAUUAAAAAGCUACCAAUUGAAUUGGGCCACUUACAUAAGUUGCAGUUGCUUGACAUCAGUAAUUGCUCCGAACUUAAAGAGAUCCCACCUCAUGUGUUGUCAAGGUUGAAUAAUUUAGAAGAGUUGUACAUGAGGAAUAGUGUGAAGUGGGAGAGUGAGGGAGAAGGAAGUCAAAUUGGAAAUGCUAUUCUAGCUGAGCUGAGUCACCUAUUCAGAUUGAAGAAUCUAGAUAUAAGCAUAUCAAGUUCUGCAUCAGUUCUACCAAGGAACUUGUUCCUCAAAAAGUUGGAUAGUUACAAGAUUGUUAUUGGAGAGUUUGAGACACUUUCAGUGGGGGAUUUCAAGAUGCCAGGUAAGGAUGAAGCAUCAAGAGUUUUGGCACUAAAGAUAAAUGAGAACAACCUUAUUCACUCUCAAAAGGGUAUCAAGAUGUUGUUUAGAAGAGUAGAAAAAUUGUUAUUGGGGGAACUAAAAGGUGUUCGAGAUAUUUUUUAUGAGUUGAAUUUGGAAGGAUUUCAAUCUUUGAAACAAUUAUCCAUCAUAAAUAACUCGGAUAUUGAAUCCAUCAUUAACUCAAAGGAGUUGCCAGAUCCUAAAGAUGUUUUCCCCAAUCUAGAAUCACUUUGCCUCUACAAGUUAAAGAACAUGAAGAAAAUAAGCUAUAGCAAGCUUACGGGGACCUCAUUUUCGAAGCUAAAAGUUGUUCGGAUCACGAGUUGUGCCCUAAUACACAAUAUCUUCUCACUUUCCAUGGUUAAGCUCCUUGAUAUUCUUGAAACAAUUGAUGUUUCUGAUUGUGAUUCCAUGGAGAAUAUUGUGGCUAAGGAAGAGCAUGAUGCAGAUGAAGAUGAUGAUGUGUUGUUUGUUAAAUUAGGCUCUUUGGCACUGCAAAAUUUGAAGAAAUUUUCAAAAGUCUAUUCUAAUGAUCUGGCUGAAAAUGCUGACACAUGUCUCUUCAAUGAACAGGUCAGAAUUCCCAGCUUAGAGAGCUUGAAGUUGUCUUCGAUCAACAUGCGUAGCAUUUGGAGCAGCCGGUCGAAACCUUUUAAAAAUUUAAUCAAACUGAAUGUGGAAGAUUGUAAUGAAAUAGAAUAUAUAUUUUCAGUUUCCAUGGCUGGGAGUUUGGAGAAUCUCAAAAGCAUGUCUGUCAGUGGAUGUCAGAAGAUGGUAAAAAUAUUUGAAUCUGAAGGAAUUAAUGUGAUUGAAGGAAAGAAGGUUUGGGUGUUUCCUAAGUUGGAGGAAAUCCAUCUCUCCCGCAUGCACAAUCUAACAAGUAUAUGGCCUCGCAAAGUCAGCCAAAAUUCCUUUCCCAGUCUGAAUUCCGUGUUUAUUAAGAGGUGCAAAAAACUUGACAACGUUUUUCCGAGUUAUAUGGUGGGAAGAUUUGGCAGACUAGAGAGCUUGAAGAUUGUUGAUUGUGAUGGAGUGACGGUGGUAUUUGACCUUGAUGGCGCUGAACCAAACAGUUCUGGAGAUGAUACUCACUUGCAGGUUCUUCAAAUACAAAACCUCAGAAAUCUGGAACACUUAUGGAAUAAAGAUCCGAAAGGAAUUCUUAAAUUCAAAAAAUUGCAGAGUAUAGAUGUUACUGAAUGUCGUCACUUGGUAUAUUUAUUUCCAGUUUCGGUAGCCAGAGGUCUUCAAGAAUUGGACUUCCUCUCUGUCCAUAAUUGUGCUCGCAUGGAAGAAGUUGUACUUCAUGAAGGAUUAAAUGCAAGUAUUACAUUUGAAUUUCGUGAAUUAACCCAAGUGGCAAUGGAUCGCCUCCCGGAACUAGAGUGUUUUUAUAAGGGAUCAUACGAUUUAAAGUGGCCGAAAUUAAAAAAGCUGAUAGUGAACAGUUGUGACAAGCUGGAGGUAUUCAGAACAGAAUCCACAAAUUCAGAAGCAGGACCAAUCAGCUUCUUGCCUGAUGACAGUGACGAGAUAAUCUCUAACUUGGAAGUUUUGGAAAUAAGCCAGAACGAAGCGGAGAGGCUACAGAAACACUUUAAAAACUAUCGUAUGAACCAUCUGAAUGACUUUACCUUAUGGUCAUGUCCUUCGAAUGAAAUGCUCUAUUGGUUUAUCCACAGAAUGCCUUCCCUAGAAAGGCUUACACUGUUCCAUUGUUCCUUCAGAGAACUGAUACCUAGUGGAAGCCAUGUGAUACAAGCAAACAUCGGUACUGUAGUCCAGCUUAAAUAUUUGAGACUAUUUUAUUUGCGGGAACUUGAGGAUAUAGGAUUCGAUAGAGAACCAGUCCUCCAAUGUCUAGAGAGCUUGUAUUUACAAUCAUGUCAUGGACUGAUCAAUUUAGCUCCUUCCUCGGUUACUCUCAUUCACUUAAUAUCUCUUGAAGUACAUCAAUGUGGGCGAUUAAGAUACUUGAUGGGAUUUUCCACAGCCAAAAGUUUGGUUCAACUCAUGACUUUGAAGGUAAUUGGAUGUUGGACGCUAAAGAAAAUUGUAGCAGAACAACAUGACGAAGUCAAUAGUAAAAACAUCCCUGACAUCGUUUUUAGCAAUUUGAUGACUUUAGAACUUGUAGAUCUUCCGAAACUCUCUUGUUUCUGCAGCUCUGAGAUUCAUCAAUUUAAGUUCCCUUCUCUCAAAAAAUUGAUGGUGAGAGAUUGUCCAAAGAUGACAGAAUUCUGCAAGCGAGUCACAACUGCGCUUAAUCUACAAGUACUUGACAGAGAAGAACAAGAAGACAACUGGUAUCAAAAGGGGGAUUUGAAUGCUACAAUACAGAAUAUGGUGAAAUGUCUGCCAUCGUUCCGGGAAUUGAAAUUUUCUGAGCAUGCUGAGCUAGAAGAAAUAUGGCAUGAAAAACGUCCCGUGCCAGACAAUUUUUUUCAAAAUUUAAGAGAGCUGGUGGUGGAGAAUUGUCAAAUUAUGUCAAAUGUAAUUCCAUCUAAUUUGCUUCCAUACUUAGGGAAUUUGGAAAGAUUGCAAGUUCGAAAUUGCAGGUCAGUGGUAGCAAUAUUUGAUAUGAAGGACAUGGCGAAGGUGAAAUCCAAUUUGCAAUUCCUGAUAUUGGAUCGGCUGCCAAAUAUGAAGCAUGUGUGGAACCAGAAUCCUCAAGGGAUUUUGAGCUUUGAAAAUCUUGAAGUUAUGAUUGUCAUUGAUUGUGAUUGUCUACAGACUGUGUUUCCAGCGGCAACUUUUGCAAAAGAACUUCUGGAGCUCAGAAGUCUUCAAAUAAAAAAUUGCAGGGCACUUGUGGAGAUUGUUGGAAAGGUUGAAGCGCAUGAAGGAGGAGUUAUUGAAGAGUUUGAGUUUCCACGCUUAACUUCAGUGCUUCUUGGCAUGUUGCCUGAGCUCAAAUGCUUCUAUUCUGGAAGAAUGAAACUACGAUGCCCUGAUUUAAUAGACCUUAUUGUUUAUCAUUGUGGCAAGUUGAAUAAGUCGCAUAUAGUCACAUCAGAAUUCCAAAGCUGCCAAGGAGAAGGUCAAAUUGGUGCCUCAAAUGAUUCACAAUCCUUUUUCUCUACGCGAGAGGUUAUUAGCGGCCUGCGGUGCCUGUCGCUCGAAAAGGAAGAGGCCAUGAUGUUAUGCAAUGGAAAAAUUGCAGAUGAACCUGUAAAGAAAUUAAAAUUCCUUGUGCUGCAUUGCUUUCACAAUGUGAGUGAGGCAGAUGAAUUACCAUUUGGAAUCAUUCACAAGUUACCCGAUCUGGAGGAUCUUCUUGUCGCUUGCAGUGACAUCCGUGAGAUGUUCCCUUGCACAUUUCAGUUAGGAUCUGCUAAGACAGGAUUAGAAAGCUUGAUUUUGGAGGAUUUGUGUAACCUCCAGUGCAUGGGGUUAGAGCACCCCGGCAUGGAUUCUCUCCGACAAAAGCUCGAGUUCUUGUAUGUAGAGAGAUGUCCUUGUUUGACGAAGCUAGUACAAUCUGCAGUGUCCUUUUCCAAUCUAAUACACUUGGUUGUACGGGAAUGCAGUGGAUUGGAAUAUUUAUUCACGGCCGCUACUGCCACGAGUAUGAGGAUGCUUCGUUAUUUGACAGUCUCGAAAUGUGAAUCCAUUAAAGAAAUAGUGGCCCCAGACGAUGACGGAAUUGAUCAGACUACCAGUGAAGUGGUAUUUGAGAAGCUGGUUGAGGUCUCUCUGGAUUCCCUUCCAAGCCUAGCAUGCUUUUAUAGAGGGAGUUCCACUCUGAAAUUUCCAAGGCUGUGUAUCUUGGAGAGAGAUGAAUGCCCCAACUUGGAAUUUUUGGGCCCAAGCAUUGAUGCGCCCCGAUUGCCAGAGCAAGACAUGCCACGUUCCGUGAACAUGCAUGAUUCAUGUAAAGGCUGCGACGGACUCUGCUGAUGCUGUUGGAGGAGGAGAAUGACAAUCAUCGCAUCUUAACCACCUUUUUACUGUAGAGUUACAUGGAACCCAGAGAAAUAGAAAACUAAAAAAAUAAAUCAGAAAAAAAAAAGUGUGUCGUUUGAUGGGACUAUGCAAGUUAUAUCAUGGGUGCUUUUGUUCUUUCAAAAAAAGUCACGUGUGCUUGUGUUUUAGGUUGCUUCGGGACUGUAAAACUUGUUUGAUUUUCCUAAAUCGAUGCAUGCCACGUUAUGUGGCCGCUGAUAGUGUUGUUGGGAGAAAACAUUUGGGGAUCCUUGGUUGUUUGUUAAUGUUGUUCUCUCAGCAGCAUUGUUAUGUUUC
Prosopis cineraria is the source of this 8092-nucleotide messenger RNA. RefSeq lists its product as uncharacterized. Gene Ontology annotation, molecular function: ATP hydrolysis activity; ADP binding. Bases 1490 to 7750 code for a protein of 2086 amino acids. The transcript has 8 exons. Lineage: Eukaryota; Viridiplantae; Streptophyta; Magnoliopsida; Fabales; Fabaceae. The record is from RefSeq and is a predicted model, not a curated record.